AUGACUGAACCAGCUAAGAAGAAACAAAAAACUACACCCGGACAAGUGGCACACCCAAAGGACAAGCCCAAAGGUACUAAAAAAUCAAUUCCUAAAAGUACACUAUAUAUUAAUAAUCUAUCUGAUGGGAUAGGAUCGAAAAACUUGAGAACAAAUUUAUUUCUACUGUUUUCAGUCUACGGGGAGGUUAUCAAAAUUUCAGUGAAUACAAAAAGACAAAGAGGGCAGGCAUUUAUUAGAAUGAAAAAUGUCGAUCAAGCAAAUCUCGCAAAAGUUUCGUUAAAUGGAGAAAUAUUCUUUGAUAAACAACUGCAGAUAGAAUUCAGUGCAAAUGAAAUGAAGGCUGUAUAA
Messenger RNA from Tetrapisispora phaffii CBS 4417, 351 nucleotides. RefSeq names its product U2 snRNP complex subunit MSL1 (gene MSL1). Bases 1 to 351 code for a protein of 116 amino acids. Gene Ontology annotation, molecular function: RNA binding. Lineage: Eukaryota; Fungi; Ascomycota; Saccharomycetes; Saccharomycetales; Saccharomycetaceae. The record is from RefSeq and is a predicted model, not a curated record. The transcript has a single exon.